AUGGCCGUGACCGCCUGCCAGGGCUUGGGGUUCAUAGUCUCACUGCUUGGGAUUGCAGGCAUCAUUGCCGCCACCUGCAUGGACCAGUGGAGCACCCAGGACUUGUACAAUAAUCCAGUGACCGCUGUAUUCAACUACCAAGGGCUGUGGCGAUCGUGUGUCCGAGAGAGCUCUGGCUUCACUGAGUGCCGGGGCUACUUCACCCUGCUGGGGCUGCCAGCCAUGCUGCAGGCAGUGCGAGCCCUGAUGAUCGUGGGCGUUGUCCUGGGUGCCAUCGGCCUCCUGGUGUCCAUCUUCGCCCUGAAGUGCAUCCGCAUAGGCAGCAUGGAGGACUCUGCCAAAGCCAACAUGACACUGACCUCUGGGGUCAUGUUCAUCAUCUCAGGUCUCUGUGCAAUCGCUGGAGUAUCUGUGUUUGCCAACAUGCUGGUUACUAACUUCUGGAUGUCCACAGCUAACAUGUACACUGGCUUGGGUGGGAUGGUGCAGACUGUUCAGACCAGAUACACCUUCGGUUCGGCCCUGUUCGUGGGCUGGGUCGCCGGAGGCCUCACGCUAAUUGGGGGUGUGAUGAUGUGCAUUGCCUGCCGGGGCCUGGUGCCUGAGGAAACCACCUACAAGGCCGUGUCUUAUCAUGCCUCAGGCCACAAUGUCGGCUACAAACCCGGAGGCUUCAAGGCUAGCACUGGCUUUGGGCCCAACAGCAAAAACAAGAAGAUAUAUGAUGGAGGUGCUCGCACAGAGGACGAGGUACAAUCUCAUCCUUCCAAGUAUGACUACGUGUAACUCCAAGACACCUCGGAAUGGGCAGAAGAACCCCCCAAUUGGAGUGCACUCACAAACAGGGAGAUUUUACCUUGACUCCUGAUUGCUUUUGACUCACAGUUGGAAGUUAGAAAAACCUUGAUUUCACCCGUGAAGAGGUCAGAUGGUCUGGGCCACAUGUCUCCACCUCUAGUGCUCCAUCACAAAAACAGCAGAGUUA
Molecule: messenger RNA, 985 nt
Organism: Hyaena hyaena (striped hyena)
Lineage: Eukaryota; Metazoa; Chordata; Mammalia; Carnivora; Hyaenidae
Gene: CLDN18
Product: claudin 18
Exons: 5
Coding region: 1-786 (261 amino acids)
Biological process (GO): cell adhesion; bicellular tight junction assembly
Cellular component (GO): plasma membrane; bicellular tight junction
Molecular function (GO): structural molecule activity
Source: RefSeq, a predicted model, not a curated record